This is a messenger RNA of Myodes glareolus (Bank vole), 3978 nucleotides long. NCBI's taxonomy places the organism in Eukaryota, Metazoa, Chordata, Mammalia, Rodentia, Cricetidae. The record is from RefSeq and is a predicted model, not a curated record.
AGGGAACGAAGUUGGAAGGACCGAAUGAGUCUAACGCGGAGCAAAGAAAGUAGGCGAUAAGGAGAAAAUUGCCCUAGAGUUUAGGGGGACUGUGUGUGCAUGUGUGUAUGUUUUCCCCCAGUUUCCUUUCCAAGACAUUUUCUUUGCUCCCUUUCGCUCCUCCCCCUCCUCUCCGCCUCCGCGGCUCCCCUCCCCUCCCCGAGCGGUAAUGGGAGGCUCCUAGGCAGGAGAAGCAAAAGAAGGAAUUGUUUGCAAGUUCACUCAUCCAAAAAAGCGUCUUCCAUAUGGAGGGAUUGGGUGCGCUGGGCGCGGCGUCUCUUGCCUUGUCCUCCUGCUGCCGCUGCUGCCACCACGGCUCCCGCUUCCUGCAACGGGGACCCUGAGCUGGGUUUCGCUGGUGUCAGCUCCGGCCGCGCUCACACACGCUCGCACCUCGUACCCGCCGUGGCCACACAAGCCUCUCCUUCUCGGCUUGCAACUUCUGGGUCUCGGGCUCCUUUGUUGCUCCAGCUGCCGCUACUCUCCCGUGGUGUGUGUCCCCGUGUAUCACCGCUCUGUGCGAGUGUGUCGGUGCUGCGCGGGGCCGUGUGGCCCUCUCCGCGCCGCCACGCGGAACCCAGAACCCCGGCCCCCUCUUCCCAGGCUCCGGCUGCUGGAGAGGGUGAAACAGCUUUCUUUGUCUUCAGUCUGGAAAUAGACUUCGUAGACUCCAUGACCCAUGAAGUCUUGUCAACAUCCGCCUGAGGGAAGCAGGGAGGAAGCAGAAGGCACAGGGUUGCAGAGGAGUGCGGUAGCUCUACCAGGGUCAUCCACAGCUUAUGGGACUUCGGCUUGGAGCCCCCUGUGACACACCAUACCGCGAGGGAAAAUGACAGUGUGCCGAGGGGAGCAGCCUGCGGUUGCACUGAUUGGGCUCCUCUUGGCUGCAGCAGGCUGCCUUGCUGACUUGGGUGAGGUUCCCCAGGUCACUGUCCAGCCCACGUCAACUGUCCAGAAGCUUGGAGGAACUGUGAUCCUGGGCUGUGUGGUAGAGCCACCGUGGGUGAAUAUAACUUGGCGUUUCAACGGGAAGGAGCUCAACGGCUCGGAUGAUGCCCUGGGUGUCCUCGUCACCCGUGGGACCCUCGUCAUUGCUGCCCUCAACAACCAUACUGUGGGACGGUACCAGUGUGUGGCUCGGAUUCCCGCAGGAGCUGUGGCCAGUGUGCCAGCCACGGUGACACUAGCCAAUCUCCAGGACUUUAAGUUAGAUGUGCAGCAUGUGAUUGAAGUGGACGAGGGGAACACAGCUGUCAUUGCCUGCCACCUGCCCGAGAGCCAUCCAAAAGCCCAGGUCCGGUACAGCGUCAAACAGGAGUGGCUGGAGGCCUCUAGAGACAACUACCUGAUCAUGCCGUCAGGGAAUCUGCAAAUCGUCAAUGCCAGCCAGGAGGAUGAGGGCAUGUACAAGUGUGCCGCUUACAACCCAGUGACGCAGGAAGUAAAAACCUCCGGCUCCAGCGACAGGCUGCGCGUGCGCCGGUCCACCGCUGAGGCUGCCCGCAUCAUUUACCCGCUGGAAGCCCAGACUGUCAUUGUUACCAAAGGCCAGAGUCUCAUACUGGAAUGUGUGGCCAGUGGGAUCCCGCCACCUCAAGUCACGUGGGCCAAGGAUGGGUCCAGCGUUGCCGGCUACAACAAGACUCGCUUUCUGCUGACCAACUUGCUUAUUGACGCUACCAGCGAAGAGGACUCAGGCACCUAUCGCUGUAUGGCUAACAACGGGGUUGGGGAACCCGGCGUAGCUGUCAUCCUCUACAAUGUCCAGGUCUUUGAACCCCCUGAGGUCACUGUGGAGCUGUCCCAGCUGGUCAUCCCAUGGGGCCAGAGUGCAAAGCUCACCUGUGAGGUUCGUGGAAACCCCCCACCCUCUGUGCUGUGGCUGAGGAAUGCCGUGCCCCUCACCUCCAGCCAGCGCCUCCGGCUGUCUCGCAGAGCCCUGCGUGUGGUCAGUGUCGGGCCUGAGGACGAAGGCGUGUACCAGUGUAUGGCUGAGAAUGAAGUGGGCAGUGCCCACGCUGUGGUCCAACUGAGAACUGCCCGGCCAGACACGACCCUGAGACCCGGAAGAGAUGCUAAGCCGGUUGCUGCCACACCUCCCAUGCCGCCCUCCAGACCCAGCAGACCUGACCAGAUGCUGCGGGAGCAACUAGGGUUUGUUAAGCCUCCCACAUCAGUACAACCGACCUCCCUGAAGUGCCUGGGAGAGGAGCAAGUCGCCCCUGCAGAGGCCCCCAUCAUCCUCAGCUCACCCCGAACCUCCAAGACUGAUUCCUAUGAGCUGAUCUGGCGACCUCGGCAUGAAAGCAGCAGCCAAGCACCCAUCCUGUACUACGUGGUGAAACAUCGUAAGCAGGUCACAAACGCUUCUGAUGACUGGACCAUCUCUGGCAUUCCAGCCAGCCAGCAUCACCUCACCCUUACCGGUCUUGAUCCUGGAAGUUUAUAUGAAGUGGAGAUGGCGGCCUACAACUGUGCCGGAGAGGGCCAGACGGCCAUGGUCACCUUCCGAACAGGACGGCGGCCCAAACCUGAGAUCGUGGCCAGCAAGGAGCAGCAGAUCCAGAGAGAUGACCCUGGUGCCAGCCCCCAGAGCAGCAGCCAGCCUGACCACGGCCGCCUCUCCCCCCCAGAAGCUCCAGACAGACCCACCAUCUCCAUGGCCUCAGAGACCUCUGUGUAUGUGACGUGGAUUCCCCGCGGCAAUGGAGGUUUCCCCAUCCAGUCUUUCCGCGUGGAGUACAAGAAGCUAAAAAAAGUGGGAGAUUGGAUACUGGCCACCAGUGCCAUCCCUCCCUCGAGGCUGUCUGUGGAGAUCACAGGCCUGGAGAAAGGCAUUUCCUACAAGUUCCGCGUCCGUGCCUUGAACAUGCUAGGGGAGAGUGAACCUAGUGCUCCCUCCCGGCCCUACGUGGUGUCAGGAUACAGUGGCCGUGUGUACGAGAGGCCGGUGGCAGGCCCUUACAUCACCUUCACGGACGCAGUCAAUGAGACCACCAUUAUGCUCAAGUGGAUGUAUAUCCCAGCCAGUAACAACAACACUCCAAUCCAUGGCUUCUAUAUCUACUACCGACCCACGGAUAGCGAUAAUGACAGUGAUUACAAGAAGGACAUGGUGGAAGGGGACAGGUACUGGCACUCCAUCAGCCACUUGCAGCCGGAGACCUCCUACGACAUUAAGAUGCAAUGCUUCAAUGAAGGAGGGGAGAGCGAGUUCAGCAACGUCAUGAUCUGUGAGACCAAAGCUCGGAAAAUUUCCGGUCAGCCUGGUCGGCCCCCACCCUUAACUCUGCCCCCACCACAGCCCCCACCGCUCGAAACCAUGGAGCGGCCGGUGGGCACUGGGGCCAUGGUGGCACGUGCCAGUGACCUGCCCUAUCUGAUUGUGGGGGUCGUUCUGGGCUCCAUUGUCCUCAUCAUCGUGACUUUCAUCCCCUUCUGCCUCUGGAGAGCCUGGGCUAAGCAGAAACACACAACAGAUCUGGGAUUUCCUCGAAGUGCCCUCCUGUCUUCCUCCUGCCAAUACACAAUGGUGCCAUUGGGAGGACUUCCAGGCCAUCAAGCCAAUGGUCAGCCUUACCUCAGUGGCAUCAAUGGACGGGCCUGUGCCAGCCGACUGCACGGAAGCCGGGGAUGCCCUGUGGCUGCAGCUGGCUGCCCAGGCAGGAAACCUCAGCGGCGCUGCCCAGGAGAGCUUGCACAGCAGCAGGAAGAAGCCAGCACCCCACUUAGGCAGACCAUUGUUGGCAGUGGAUAUGACCCUCAGAGCCAGCAGGCUGUCAGGUAACCAGGCCCUUCCCGUCCCUGCUUUUAGUCCCAAGCCCCAAAGCCUCCAAUUCACUUUAGCUCAUCAUGACCAAAGUCUGUCACUCAGAAUCAAGCAACGCUUCUUGCAAGGAUUCCCAAGUUUGCCAUUUGUGCUUGCUAUAGCUAUUACCC